This is a messenger RNA of Vicia villosa (hairy vetch), 1821 nucleotides long. RefSeq lists its product as uncharacterized. Lineage: Eukaryota; Viridiplantae; Streptophyta; Magnoliopsida; Fabales; Fabaceae. The transcript has 5 exons. The coding region runs from base 155 to 1567 and encodes 470 amino acids. The record is from RefSeq and is a predicted model, not a curated record.
CUUCAAAAUUUUCAAAUUCUGAAAAGAAACAAAAACAACGCAAACAAAAACCAUACAUAAUUUCCGACAGUUUUUUUUUUCAUCUCCAACAUCAUUCUUAAACAACAAAUUUCACCUUAAAAAUUCACGUUCUUCAUCAUUCUCAAAAGAAAAAAUGGUGUACUCCAACUCCAACUACACCCCCACUUACUACUCAUCACUCCAUGGUUCAAUCACCUCUUUCUGCAAAACCAUUCUUCCUUUCAGCUUCAAGAAACGAUCUUUACAAUCUGCAGAACAUAAGCUCUCAAAGCUACAAUCUGAUAACCUUAAAUGGCAACAAGAUUCUUUCCACCAAGUUUUGAACUUGAUGGGUCUUCACAAAGAAGGAAUUGUAGCUGAAACCGAAGUUUCGGCUUUCAAAACUCACUUGCUUGAAACCCUUAUCGCUUCGUCUUCGGAACAAGAAAGUCCGGUUAUAUUAAGAGACAAGCUUCUGUUUUUGCAGGAACUGCUUUAUGCUAAGUGUAUUUCUGAAGAUGAUUACCAUUCUUCAAAAAGGCCGUUGUUGCAAAGAUUAGCAGUGCAAGGAGUUCAGAUUCAAGCUAAGGAUGUGAUCGCGGGGAAGUCGAAGGAUGUGAAAGAGAAUUCUGAAGAGGAGUGGUCUGUGAUUGACUUGAAGGAUGAUAAGAGUUUGAUGAACAAGGAGAAUUUGAAUUCUAAGGGAAAAUCGAAUCACGGGUUGGGUUUGAAACAGAUUAAAGGAUCGGUUUUGGGGUUUGUUUCUUCGAACAAGCAUGAAAAGAGUAUAUUUGAUUCACCUUCUUUGAAUUCAAAGGGAAAACAGGAGAAUGAAGGUGUGUCAAUUCUAAUGGAAGAAAGUGGGCCUCCGGAACCGGGGAAGGAAAGCGGUGGUGGUGGUGGUGGUUCGGAAAAGUUGAAGAGGAAACCUUUUAGGACAUUGUUUCAUAGGGAGCAGAGAGAGGGAUUGGUGAAAAAACAAUGGGGGUUUGAUGGAUUUAAGAAAGGGAAGAAAAAUGAAUUGGAUGAUGAUGAGACAGCUCCUUUGCCUCUGAAUCAGAGAUCUGAUAGUGAGGCCUUCUCAGCUUCAUCUCAGUCUUUUGCAAGGGAUGGACCAGACACCAAGUUGAUCAAAAAGAAGUUGCAUUCUGAUGGUUCCCCUUCUGAUUUUUUCAUUGACAAGGUUUUGGGAAACAACAUAAAAAAGGAGCUGUCAAGAAUUCAGACAGAACUUAGCAGCACAAAUCCAAAUCUUAAAUUUUCGAAUGAUCAAAUGGAAGCAAUAUCUACAAGGAUUCCAGUGGACAAAGCUGAUUUGAAGAACUACUUCCCUAAAUCAUGGUGUGACCGAUAUGGUGAUGUUGUAUUGGAUGUGGUGAAGAAGGAAUUCAAAAGCCAUGUUGAAGAAAUGGAAAGCAUGCGCAGCAUAGCGAAAGAAAAACACAGUGAGAACUCGAGGCGGUGGACAACAUUUGAUGAUGAUGAGAAUAUUCAUCCGAAUCUUUUUGUUCAUCGUGACAAUUCAGUUCGCAGUAGUAACAUCAAUCCAUUUUCUCAAAACUAUUGAGAAUACAUGACUGAUUAAGCUGAGGUCUCUAUCAGCUUCUUUCUCCAAGCAAAUGUUAGUAGUCAAGAUUUGAACUUUGAACCUUGUUCACAGAAAAUGUUCAACCUCUUUGAACUACGCUGAAAGGUCUCAUCUGGAGGAGUCUAAAACUGUUAUGUAGAAGACCAUAAAAAAGACUUAAUUACUAGUGUCUGAAUUAUCAAUAAUACUAUUUUCAUGAUAUGAAAUCUCUUAUAUAUCAAACAUUUAUGUUU